AUGGGGUUUUUAGCAGCAACUGGAGCAUUUGCACUGGUUUAUGUUGCAGCACGUCUUGCUGCUUUUUUUUAUCGACUUUUAUGUCCAGUAAGACUUGAUAUAAAAAAAUUUGGUGAAUGGGCAUUGGUUACUGGUAGUACAGAUGGAAUUGGUAGAGCAUAUGCAAUUGAAUUAGCGAAACGAGGUCUCAAUGUUAUUUUAAUUAGUCGAACAAAAGAAAAAUUAGAACAAGUAGCAAAAGAAAUUCAAAGCAAAAGUCCAACUGUACAAGUUAAAACUAUUGCUAUUGAUUUUACAAAAGACAAUUCAAUCUAUACAACAAUUCGUGAAGAAAUUCGUGAUUUGGAUAUUGGCGUUCUAGUGAAUAAUGUUGGAAUGUCUUAUGAAUAUCCAGAAUUUUUCGAUAAAGUUGAAAAUAGUGCAAAACUUGUCAACGAUAUGAUUAGAUGUAAUGUUGAUUCAGUUGCUUAUUUAACACAAAUGAUUUUACCAGAUAUGCUUCAAAAACGACGAGGUCUUAUUGUUAAUUUAUCAAGUGUUUCAGGUCGACGACCAGUACCAUUAUUAGCGCUUUAUUCAGGCACAAAAGGAUUUGUUGAUUUAUUUUCACGAUCAUUAGCUGCUGAAUGUGCAUCACGUGGUGUAUUAGUUCAAUCGUUAUGUCCGGGUUUUGUUGUUAGUAAAUUAUCAGGCAUUCGUAAAUCAUCGUUAUUUUCUCCAACACCAGAACAAUUUGUUGCGAGUGCAAUUGAUCGUAUUUUACUUCCAUUUACAACUGGAUAUUGGGCACAUGAACUUCAAGAUUUUGGUCAAUCGCUUCUACCAGAUUUUCUUUCGAACAAAGCAACAAUGUUUGUCUUAGGUGGUGUUCGUGCUAGAGCACUUAAAAAACGUAACAAAAGACAAUAA
This is a messenger RNA of Rotaria sp. Silwood2, 909 nucleotides long. The record is from the annotation of a GenBank genome assembly. Lineage: Eukaryota; Metazoa; Rotifera; Eurotatoria; Philodinida; Philodinidae.